Molecule: messenger RNA, 468 nt
Organism: Glarea lozoyensis ATCC 20868
Lineage: Eukaryota; Fungi; Ascomycota; Leotiomycetes; Helotiales; Helotiaceae
Exons: 2
Coding region: 1-468 (155 amino acids)
Source: RefSeq, a predicted model, not a curated record
AUGCUAUCUUCGCCAAUAUCUCUCGUGUUCCUUGCGCUUGCGACAGGUGCGCUGGCGAGUGUGAAUGAGGUACUACCGAGGAUGGAUCUAGGAAUGGAGCUGGAGAUGAGGGAGGAGUUUGCGGUGUUUCCUAGGGCUGGGGAGACGAAUUUUCAGACAUUCACAGCCGCACUCCUCUCCAAAGUCGCAGACCCCGUAAUAGCCAACGGCGGCUCCGACCCAACAAAACCCUUUACCUGCAACGGCGACACCUUCUCUACCCUCACCGAUGCCCUCAAACGGUCCUGCAGCAACCAGAAGAACGACUGUGCGAAGGCUGUCAAUGAUGCGCUAUCGUCUAAAACGGAUGGAGGGCUGCAGGUGAGCGAUUGCGAUGCCCAGGAGAAGGAGUGUAAUUCUGCUGGGGCGGGGGGGUUGGCGAGUAAAGAUCUGCAGGAUGGGAAGGCUGACCAGUUGGUUUUUUGCUGA